AAACUUGUUUGCCGCAGCCAUUGAUUUGAAGCUCCGAGGAAUUGAGUAAUCGAAUCGAUUCAUCGAUCGAGUGCAAUGCUCGCCAUAGGUGCUGAAUCGUACUCUUUCACGCGACAAUCUGCUCCGAUUACGCCGCUGUAUCGAAUGCAGUAAGUACGCUGGAGUGGAAAGAAUUCAGAUUGGUAGUCUAAUCAAUUAGAGCUCUUCUCUCGCUUGUGGAUUAAGAAGGCGAAGAGCUUUGACCGCUUGUGAGAGAAGAUCUGUCGUCUAAGGUUUUCAAAGAAGCUGAAGAAAAGGAGUGCAGGAUAGGCUUUGGUGGUAUCCAGUUGCAAUGGAUUUGGAGCUUGAAGAGCUGCAGAAGCUUUUUGAGCAAACUCAGAAUGCCAAGGCCAAGGUUCGUCUCUCGGAACGAAAUGUGGUGGAACUUGUGUCCAAGCUCCAGGCGCUCAAGCUCUUGGAUAACGACCUGCUUCAUACAGUCUCUGGAAAAGAGUACAUUACUCAGGACGAAUUGAAGCGUGAGAUUGAAUCGGAAAUCCAGCGGCUUGGUCGAGUUUCACUAGUGGACCUAUCUGGCACUCUUGGUGUAGAAUUGGUACAUUGUGAAAGACAAGCUCAGCAGAUUGUGCAAAACAAUCCCUCGUUAUCUUUGAUGCAAGGAGAAAUUCUUUCUUCCGGUUAUUGGGAUUCCAUUGCAGAAGAAAUCAAUGAGUCGCUGGAAGUCGCUGGCCAGAUUUCAAUAGUAGAGCUUGCGCGUCGGUUUACAGUCGGAGCUGAGCUGAUGACCAAUGUUUUGUCUGCUCGUUUGGGGACAUCGAUCCAUGGAAAGCUGGAAGGGGGUCAGCUAUACACUCCUGCAUUUGUUGCACGGAUUCGGGCGACUGUUCGAGGCGCUGUUCGGGCUAUAAUGGUUCCAACAUCAGUCUCUACUCUCUCCAGCUUUCUUCAACAGCAAAUGCGAGAGGUUGACGAAGGACCUAUUACUAAAGUGACUGCAGAUGGAGGUCUUUUCCAGUCAGUUCUUAAUCAGCUCAUAGCGGAUGGAGAAGUGAAGGGCUCACUUCGAGGUGGAAACGCUGUCUAUACGCCUGCGGUGUUUGCAGGAGCACAGAGGGGUAGUGUGGAAGCAUUCUUCUCGCAGAACGGCUACAUUACUUUUGAUACACUGCGGAAGCUGAAUGUGCCUCAACCGAAGCAAUAUCUACAGGAAAUGUACAAGGAUGGGGUUGCUCUGGAGGAUGUCUUCGUUCACUCUUCACUCAUCAGCCAGUUGGAUGCGGCGGCAGAGGAGGCUAUUGCUGGAAAGUCAUGGUUUGACGUUUUGCCACUGGUACCUUCAUCCAUUGGACCUUCAGAUGCAGAAAAACUGGUGGUACUCUGUCCUACUGUUCAGAAAGCCCUUAAGGAUGGAACCGCUGUUAUUCUGGCUGAUACUUGUGUCCUAAGUGCUACGUUCGUUAAGGAUCUUCUUGAGAAAUUAGAGAAUCUGGCUCGUGAUCUGACCAAGAAAAGGGUGGAAAACAAGAAGUUUAACAAAGUAAGUACUCAGUCUCUUUCUGAAGGAGUCACUGGAAUUUCUACAACAGAUACUGGUACAGAAGAUGCCUCUGGACAGCUCAAAGGAGGAAGACGAAAGAAAGGCAAUCAAAGCAACGGAGCAACUCGACCAGCACCAGAGAUUGAGGCGGUUGUCCCAAAAGAGGGGAAGGGCAAAAGACGGGCUGGUAAAUCAAAGGGAGAGAAGGUUUCUGGAGAAGCGGUCGCUGGUGUGUCGAAGGGGUUCAAAAGCGGAACAGGACCAAACUCAGCAAAUGAUGAGGACAACAUAUUUACUGUGGAGUUUCUGACUUCUAAAAUUCUGGAGUGGUUUCCAGACUUGGAAAGUGCGGGAAUCGCAGAAGAAGAAGUAGAAGAAGGCAUUCUUGUAAAAGCCUUAGCAGAUUUGCUCAAACCCAAGGUGAUGGCUGCAGCAAUACAUGCAAAACAGGCAUUGUUCUCAGCCCAGGCAGAAGACCGUCGACGUCGCCUGGACACCUUGCAGCAUAAAAUCGACGAGAUCUAUUCGAAUUUCCAGCUGUUUUCCAAGGCACUUAACCUUUUCGAAGACAAUGAAAAAACUGGAGUGUUGCUGCAUCGACAUCUCUUGCGGACAACAGGAGCUGAAUUAGUAGAUUUAUUUCUGAUUGCCCAGGCAGAAGACGAUAUAGAUGAUAAAGAAGUGGGCAUAACAGCUACCAAAGAAACAGAGCUCUUGAACACCUCUCAGAGAACGGCCAUGGCUAAGUCUCUGCCAGCGCGCAAUUUAUCUUCGAAGGCUUUGGAGCUCGUUGAAAGUUUGGAAGCGAAGAAUGUGGAUGCUUUUGAAAGGACAUUCGAAGCUGCUGUGACUGAGAGUGGCUUGCGGGUGAAGAAGCUUGACAAAAAAUCUGAGAGGGCCUUGAUGUUCUCCUAUCGUAAGGGUCUGACAUCACAAGUUGGGGAUGAGACUGAUUCUGUAGCAUUGUUACCAAAAGUUGUGGGCCUUCUAUUUGUUCAGGUUCAUAGUCGUGCUCUCCAGGCACCAGGCAGGGCUAUGUUAGCAGCUAUCAUGCGACUAAAGGGAUCGAUUCCUGAUGAAUUGUUUGAGGUCUUAAUGGCGUAUCACAACGGCACCGUGCAGCUUCUAUCUUUGCAGACCUCGGCCAACUUAGAGGAAACUGAUGCUUCUAAUGAGACUAUCACGAAACAAGAGGAGUUAAAGACGCUUAUUCCUCAGUUAAAGUCGAUGGUAUUACCAUCUUCGUCAUCUGCUUCGACCACUAACGACAAGCAACAACAAUGACGCUCUGCCUUAAGAGCUCAUCUGUAUCUGGAUCAAAGUAUACUUCUUCGGGAGAGGAACAAAAGAAAAAAGGCCUGCUUCUACACGACCAUCGGGGAACUAAAAUUCAUGCGCCAUUCAUAUUAGCUGAACACAGAAAGGUACCAUAGAAAAUGAUCGUUUGCUGCUGGAGUGCGAAGUCGUUUUAAAGACAUCUCGUGAAGCGGGUCUCCGUGGUCGCCACUAGCACUUCAUUUAAACUGGCAUGCAUACCUUUCGCAGAUGACAUGGCUUUUUCUUGCUUGCUGGGACUUUUACUGGGUUGAUUAUACCCUCGAUCAACACAUCCUUAAACUUCAUCCAUUAAUCCUAAGUGUUUUUCUUCUUCUUUCUUCCCCUUGUUCAUUCAAUUUUUUCUUUUAUUUCCCUUCGUGACUAGACGUUGUUUUGUGUGGAUCAAAUGUUUUGGACCAAAGAUACUGCAUCUAUUCUUCUACUUCCAA
Physcomitrium patens is the source of this 3303-nucleotide messenger RNA. The record is from RefSeq and is a predicted model, not a curated record. Lineage: Eukaryota; Viridiplantae; Streptophyta; Bryopsida; Funariales; Funariaceae.